GCACGCUAGACAGUUAUUUAAAGUGCUUACGCGUGUGCAUUGCGUUUAAAAAAAGUGUUCUAAUAUUUAGUUUUUUAAUACAAAUUGUCUUUGAGCUAUAGUCAUGAGCGAUGCAAGCUUCUGCUAUCCAUACUACAACGCUCUAUCGAUACUAGAAUCGCCAAGUGAUCCCUCAUACUUUAGCUACUCGAGCGUACACAAUUCUACGAUAAUAAGUGAUGUGCGCGAAAAUGUUGAAACACCAGCGCAGAACAUUACAACAAUUUCCCUCCUUGCCAGCAGCAGUGGUGACGAAGAAUUAUCACCGCAAACAUUGGACACCACUGAAGAGCAAUCAACAUUGGUUGACGCCGGACAUAGUAGGGGAACUCUAGAGCGCUCAACAGUGACAGAGACAACGCUUAACUUUAAUGCGCUUUCAAUUUUCCACCCAACAAAUUAUUCGGCAUUUGAAGCGAGUGCGUCACAUUUUAUAUCAACCACCAGCACACCCAUGUCCGGGCGUGGUAGAAGAGCGGAAGUUGGCGUUGAAGUGACGCGUUAUGUAGCUGUACCGCCUGAGGCUUUGCCGAUGCCUAAUUUUGACCGACCACGGCCGCCGGGGAAGCGGAGACAAAGUAGCGACACCGACGGCGAUAAUGAUGUCACACAUUUUAUAGCUGUGCCACCGCAUGCGCUACCAAUGCCGAAUUUUCCAACAAUACCAACACCUGAAAGCGUAUCCGCAGUUUAUGUAUCCAGUGCGGCAGUGGGUGUCGAGUCGGGACGUCAACGUCAUGCGCCGCUCUAUGGACGAUUUGUGGUCGAAGAAGAGCUUCCUGCAACACAUCGAGAUGUUAUGCAUCACCGAUCUAGUCCGACGUCAUCGUCUGAGGUGCGUGCCAUGCAGGCACGAAUUCCAACACAUUUUCGUGAUCCAGCAACAGCGCCGUUGCGAAAAUUAAGUGUGGAUUUGAUUAAGACCUACAAGCAUAUAAAUGAGGUAUAUUAUGCGAAAAAGAAGCGACGCGCCCAACAGACUCAAGGCGAGGAUGAUUCGUCGAAUAAGAAGGAGCGUAAAUUAUAUAACGACGGUUACGAUGAUGAUAAUCACGAUUAUAUAAUUAAGAAUGGCGAAAAAUUCUUGGAUCGUUAUGAAAUUGAUUCCCUAAUUGGCAAAGGCAGUUUCGGGCAAGUGGUCAAGGCAUAUGAUCAUGAAGAGCAAUGUCAUGUAGCGAUAAAGAUAAUUAAGAAUAAGAAACCGUUCCUAAAUCAGGCACAAAUCGAAGUUAAAUUGCUAGAAAUGAUGAAUCGUGCAGACGCCGAGAACAAAUAUUAUAUUGUGAAAUUAAAACGGCAUUUCAUGUGGCGCAAUCAUUUAUGUUUAGUUUUCGAAUUGCUCUCCUACAAUUUAUACGAUCUACUGCGAAAUACGAAUUUUCGCGGUGUUUCAUUGAAUCUAACGCGUAAAUUUGCCCAACAGCUUUGCACUGCACUACUCUUUUUGAGUACACCAGAACUGAAUAUAAUCCACUGUGAUCUAAAGCCCGAGAAUAUAUUACUUUGUAAUCCGAAGCGUUCAGCAAUUAAAAUUGUCGAUUUCGGCAGUUCAUGUCAACUGGGGCAAAGAAUAUAUCAAUACAUUCAAUCACGUUUCUAUCGUUCGCCGGAAGUGCUACUCGGCAUCCCCUAUGAUUUGGCCAUCGAUAUGUGGUCGCUCGGCUGCAUUCUAGUGGAGAUGCACACCGGCGAGCCGCUCUUCUCCGGCUGCAACGAAGUCGAUCAAAUGAACAAAAUCGUCGAGGUGCUCGGCAUGCCGCCGAAAUAUCUGCUCGAUCAGGCGCACAAGACGCGCAAAUUCUUCGACAAAAUCGUCUCGGACGGUUCUUAUGUAUUAAAGAAGAGCCAAAAUGGACGUAAAUAUAAACCGCCGGGUUCACGUAAACUACACGAUAUACUCGGUGUCGAAACUGGUGGACGGGGACGACGCUUAGAUGAGCCAGGACAUUCGGUGGCGGAUUAUUUGAAAUUCAAAGACUUAAUACUGCGAAUGUUGGAUUUCGAUCCGAAGACACGUGUCACACCAUACUAUGCCUUGCAACAUAAUUUCUUUAAGCGUACAACCGAUGAGGGUACGAAUACAGCAGCGAGCAUAGCAAUAUCAUCACCGUCGGUUAGUUCGACAUCAUCGUCGGUGGCGAUGGUAGUAGGUAAUCAACAACAGAGUCAGCAACAGGCACAACAGCAACAGUUGGUGUCAGGCGGUGCGUUGCAACAUCCAGAGCCACAAUCGCACGGCAUGCUUCUACACCUGGGCUCUCACUCCUCCACCUCGAACUUGACGGCGUCAAAUUCGUCCGCGCUUAGCGCCAACAGCAACAACAACGCCAGCCAACAGCAACCGAACAGCCUCGGCAGUUUGAGCAGUAGUGGCAGCAUAACGGGGCUGCAACAUCCGAACAGCAUGUUGCAUGCCCGCAGCGGCAUGCGCGGCAACACCGCACUGCCCACGUCAUAUUCCGUGCCGAAGUCAAUGUAUAAGUCACAGCAGCAACAGCAACAGCAACAACAGCAAUCACAGGCGGCUGCGCUGUUGGCAGCGCAACAGGGUCUCCAGGCGCUACUCUCGCCCUCGGCGUCGAGCCACAACAGCAUUGUCAGCGGCGGUGGUGGCGGCGCUAGCAGCAGCGUCGGCAGCAACAGUAACUGCAAUCAGAAUAAUAACAGCAGCAACAACAACAACAGCUAUCCGCAUGCCAUGGACUGUGAUCCGCCACAAAUGCCGCCACCGUCACGUUUCAUCGGCGGCACCAGCGGCAGCGGCGUUUCUCUGUCCAAUUCCGCCUCAGCGUCUUCGUCCUCGAAUAGCAGUAAUAGUGGCAGUGGUGGUGGCAGCGGCAGUGCUGGUGGUAGUGGUCGCAUGCGUUCCGCGCACCACACUUUUAUCGCCCCACCACAGAAGCCACCACACGUCCAGCAAGCGCAGCAGCACCAACAACAACAACAUCUCGCCUCUGCGCAGCAGCAACCACCUCUGCAGCAUAACAGCUAUGCGCCCAACUCACUGCCCGUCGAAUUGGUACACCAUCCAUUGUCGUCCGCCGCCUCGCAUCUCAUGAUGACCGAUUCGAGCGUCAUAACUGCCAGUGCGGCUGGCACCACAUCCGGCCCGCCCUCUUAUACGUCGUUGCUGUAUCAGCAGCAACAACAACAACAGCAGCAGCAGCAGCAACAACAACAACAACAACUGCAGCAUCAGCAGUCACAAGCGGCAGCUCACAUGUACGCUUCGAUGCCGACGCAACAUAUGAUGUCCGUCGGCGACAUGUCGCUGCAGCAUCAUCACCUGCAACAGCAGCAACAACAACAACAGCAGCAGCAGCAGCAGCAGCAAAUCACACAACACCAGCGUCGUGGCGGCAGUGUUGGUGGCGGCUUUGGCGGUAGCAAUAGUAGCCUGAUUGGCGCCGGCGGUAGCGGUGGUGGGGGCGGGCUGAUGGGCGGCAGCGGCGUCAUGAGCGCCAGCAUGUCAGGCGGUGUUGGUGCUGUUGGUGGCGGCGGCGGCGGUAACGUUGGUGUUGCAGGCAGUGUAGGUACAGGCGUUGGCGGCUCUAACGCGAACGGUCCAGAUGCCUCGUCGCCUAUGGUUGGCGUUUGUGUUCAGCAGAGUCCUGUAGUAAUUCAUUAGUUAGUUGAUAAUACAUUAAUGAACAUACGAAUGUAUGUAUGUGCGUCGGUACAUUGUAUACGAGUACAUAGUAUAUGUAUGUACAUACAUAUGAUGAAAAAAUAUAUUUGUAUUUAUUUUAAUGCGCGAUAACAGAUAGCGAAACAAGGCAACACUUGCACACACUGAAACACAUGGCAUUUACUUUAAAUUCAAUUGCUUAGUGUAACCGCUCACUAUGACGCAAGAUAAGCGAAGCGAAGCGAAGAGCAAGCAAAAAAUGAAGUCAGAAAAUGCUUAGCGCAAGCCGCUGUGUUUGUAAAUAUUAAAAAGGAACUAUCGUUCUACAUUUGUAAAGCAUUUCGUAUAAAUGCACAUAUGUUCCACAAGAGUACAAUGAGCUAAUGAACGUCUUGAUUUGCUACGUGUGGCUUUUGCGACAUUUUUUAAUGGAAUCUACAUGUGUUCCACAACGAAAACUUCCAUUUGUUGCUUAUCAACAGCUGCUUUGGCACUGCUGCAAGCUUUGCUAAGAGCGUUAUUAAAUUUCGCUGCAGAGUCUACAUGCGUUCCACAGCGGUGGAAAGUGUUUUGACAGCAGAACGCAUGUAUGUGCUGUAUAUUAAAAACUUCGUGCGACUAACUUGAAUUUCACAUGCAAUCCACAUAUGUUCCACAUAAAAUUUUUAUACAACGCAUUAGGCGCUAUGGGGAAAGUGAAGAGAAAAUUUUUGUAUCGACGGCCACACCCACAUCCCAAUCCACUUUUGCCACAAAUCAAUUUUAUACAUAUGUGAGCCAAAAUUUUGGUUUUGUACAUAAUGUACACAUCGAAGCUUGAGCAUUGCUUAUGGAUUAAGAUUUCAUAGAAAGCGAAUGGCGAAUAAACAAACGUAGAGCGUGGUAAGUCCGCACUACAUUUCUCCUACACACAUAAACACAAACAGACCACAUGCAUAUAGCUGAAUACACUGAAAUAUUUAUGUAGGUAUGUACGAUAUGUGCUAUCAACUGCCGGCAGCAAAAACCCUAUACAUACGUACAUAUGUUUUGUACAUACAUAUGUUUAUUGCGGAACGUUUGAUUUAAUUCAAUUCGCUCCAACUUGACUACCUUUAAUUAGUUUUAAUUUAAAUUUAAAAUAAUUCGAACAUUUUUGUUGCCUGCCGUCUGCAUUCUACAUGUAUAUCGUAAAUCAUUUGCGUCUACCUAAACUUAAUUUGACGAAAACAACCACAAAAAAAAUACAUAUUGACUAAAUAAUUUUAGUUUUAAUUAUACUACCUACUUAUAUAUUUAGUUUAUUAUUUGCAUAAUUUUAUUUUGCGCUGUAAAAUUGUAAAUGCCUUAUGGACGUCCUAUUUUUUUUGUUCUCUUUUUUGUUAUUUCCUUUUUUCGCUCAGCCAAUCGACACUUCUUUACAAUAAAUUGUAUUUUAGUGUAGUCUCGCAUAUAAAUAUUAUUUUUCUCUUGCUAUUUGUCAGUAAAAAAAAAAAAUAGUUUGUAAAAACAGUGGAAGUAAUGCUUAAAUGGCAUAACAGCAACAGCAACAAAAAAAACUAGAAAACUAAAUUAUAGAGAAAGGAAAAAUAUAAUUAUGUUUACGUGCGCAAAAAUCUCUACAUACAUACAUACAUAAAAGCUAACUAUUUAAUUGCAAUGCCUAUAUAUAUUACACGUACUAUAAUUAUAUAUUUCGUUGGAAAUAUACAAAUUUAUGUAAGAUAAGUUCCAAAAAUA
Rhagoletis zephyria (snowberry fruit fly) is the source of this 5386-nucleotide messenger RNA. RefSeq names its product minibrain (gene mnb). The record is from RefSeq and is a predicted model, not a curated record. Gene Ontology annotation, molecular function: protein serine/threonine kinase activity; protein serine/threonine/tyrosine kinase activity; ATP binding. Lineage: Eukaryota; Metazoa; Arthropoda; Insecta; Diptera; Tephritidae. Gene Ontology annotation, biological process: protein autophosphorylation; peptidyl-serine phosphorylation; peptidyl-threonine phosphorylation.